AUGUCAAAGGAAGAACUGUUGGAUAAACUUAAUGUGUAUUUGAACGACAGACAACUUGCCGUACAGACAAAAAAUGGGGAUGCAGACGGAUUUUCAGUUCAAAAAUCGUUAGACUCAAGUUUGAAGAAAAACACUGCAUUUAUGAAAAGAUGUAGAACUUCUUUAACUGCUGAUAAUUAUGAUUUAUUUAUUAAAGAAAUUAAGUCUCUUUCGUUGGAAAAAUUUGUACCUGAAAUCAUUUUAUCCAUUACUGAAGGACUUUCAAAAUGCAGAUCCGUCAAGGAUAUCCAAGCCGCUGUGAGAAUAGUAUUUUUCCUUUAUCAAAGAUUUUCGGUUUCAUUUAUCAGACCGCUAUUGGCAAACCUGUAUUCUAUGUUAUAUCCUUCACCAGCGGACUCGAUCUCAGGAAACCUUAGUAGAUCCUCAUCAGCCGUUACAGUAUCGGAAUCAAUUUCCAACAAAGGAACUAGUGUAAAUAUUGCAAAAACAAGAGCACUUCUUAGAAUAUUUGUGGAAUUCUGGCUUCAUGGACUUGUCCAUGUUCCCGAUGAUUUUAAAGAUUUCCUUCCUGCUGUAUAUGCUUCUGGGAAAAAAUUUCGUAAGGGUUUGUUUGAAGAAAAAUCACUUCAAACUCCAUUAGUUGUUAUAUUGGUGGAAGAUGUGCUUGCUGCUCCCUCCAAUUUUUCUUUAUUACCUAUCGUUUCCUCAUUAGUCAAGUCAUACAAGUACGAACUGUUUUCUUCUGAUGAGGCAUUACCAGGGGAAAGUGAAAUAAAUAAAUGUAUUAAUAGAGUUUGUGAUUCUCACUGGCGACUUCAACUUCGAACCUCACUUGGCCGUUAUUACCAAGAUUUAAUUGGCUAUAUUGAAAGUCGUCAACAUGAAUUUGAAGAGUAUCGGGAUCAACUCAGCGAACGAGACUUUUUAGAGAACACCUUAGAGGGUACUUCGAAUAAAGCUGAGGAUUUCUUGAAGUCUAUCGAAGGCGAUAUUGCAAAUGAAAUGCAAGAUUCUUUUUAUAAAAAAAGAGAAGAAGUAAUGAGUAUACAAAAUAACAUACUUAAUGCUGAGAUUCUUGUUCAGACAGGUGCUGUUCAGUUGUGGGAUUCCGAAGAAGAACAUCAAUUCUACGAAACUUUUCCUGAACUGCCGAAUUUAGAACUUGCUGAGAAAAAAAGCUUUGAGACCAGUGGAGACCAAGAGGUAAAAGCAGAGGCCUCUGUGGAAGAUUCUCAAAAACAUACAAAACCAUCCAAAUCUGUUAGCGUCAAGAUUGAUAAUCUUUUGCAAGCACUACCAAAUUUUAUGUCCGCUGAACAAGUAGACCAAGCUGCUUUAGAAUUUCUCUUUUUGAAUACUAAGGCUUCCAGAAACCGCGUUAUUAAGGCAUUUUGUAAUAUUCCAAGAACAAGCUCUUUCUUGGUUCCUUAUUACAUACGGUUUGCUAGAAUUAUGACGCCUGUUGCUCCGGAUAUUGCAUCUGCUCUUGUAGAACAUGCUCGUGGAGCAUUUCGUCGUAUGAUGAAUAGGAAAGCAAAACACGAAUAUGAUACUAGGACGUUGAUAGUUCGCUACAUUUCAGAACUCACAAAAUUCCGCCUAAUGUCUUUUUCUCAUGUGUUUGAAUGUUAUAAGAUGUGUCUGUUGGACUUUACUUCUUUUGAUUUGGAAGUAUUGUCCUUACUUUUAGAAAACUGCGGUCGAUUCCUAUAUAGGUUUCCCAAAUCUUCUCUACAAAUCUCUUCAUUUUUAGAAGUUGUCCAAAAAAAGAAGUUAGCUGCCGCUCUACCUUCUCAAGAGCAGUUAAUAUUAGACAAUGCUCUUUAUUUUGUGAACCCACCAAAGACAAGCUCGGAAAAGGUCAGGAAACGCCCCUUAAAAGAAGAGUUUUUGAGAUUCAUCUUGCACAUACGUUUAAGCGAAACGAAUCUAUCUGCUACUAUAGCUUUGCUUCGAAAAUUUGAUUGGAAAGCCGAUUUUGAAAUACUAUACUCAACUUUUAUGGAAGUAUGGAAUAUGAAAUACGAGUGCUUGAAUUCAUUUGCAAGUUUAAUUGCAUCAUUAUAUAAGACACAUCCUGAUUUUUGCAUUUAUGUCAUUGAUGAUACGGUGGAUUCACUAUUAACAUCCAUAGACUCUGGCAGUUUUGGCGAUAGCCAGAAACGAUUGGCACAAGCAAAGUUUUUAGCUGAGCUUUAUUGUGUAAGAUUACUGGAUGUAAGGUCAAUAAUCGGAAUCUUAUUUUAUUUGCUUCCCCCAGAUAAGUUUCAAAGCAUUCUUCAGUUUUCGCCAACUGCUGCCACAAAUAAAGAAAAUGAAUUGUUUCGACUUCGCAUGAUAGCACUUCUUUUGUCAACUUGUGGCUCUUCGCUUGUACGGUCGAAGACCAGAAAAACGAUGCUCACGUAUUUAUUGGCCUAUCAAUGCUAUUUCCUGGCCCAACCGGAAGUUCCUUUAGAUAUGCAGUUUGAGUUUGAUGAUGUGGUUCCAAAAGUUCGUCCUAGUAUGAAGGUGCACAAGAGGUUUGAUGAAGCAUGGACCGCUUUGAGUGAAAGAAUACAGAGCGGAGUAGACGAUCAUGAUCAAGAUGAUGAAGAUGGUGGCUCUAUUCUCCAGUCAGAAAAGUCAAAUGAAAGUGAAAAUGGACACGAAGCUAAUGACUGGGAUGAUAACGAAGAAAAUGAGGAUUCAUCAGAUGACUCGGAAAGUGAAGAGGAAAUCAGCAUGGAUAUGGAUGAUCCUGAACUCUUCAAUAGCGAAGAGGAAUUAGACGAAGAGCAUAUUCACACAAUGGAAAUUGAUGAAGAAUUAAGUCGGAUGAUGAAUGAUAGUUUAUCAUCGAGAGCACACGAAAGGGGGAUUGCUUUUGAUGUUCCUCUCCCUUUGAGAAGCACAAGCGGAGACACGUCCUUUUCGGACCUAAACAACUUGUCAACUGAAAACGAAGAAAACGUGAAGUUUACACUCUUAACUAAAAAAGGCAACAAACAACGCUCUCAGGUGUUGGAUGUACCUUACCAUUCGGUGCUAGCUCAGUCUACCAAAUCAAGGCAAGAAGAAGAACUGAUAGAAAGGAAACGCAUGAAAGAAAUGGUACUAAACUAUGACUAG
Messenger RNA from Schizosaccharomyces octosporus yFS286, 3111 nucleotides. RefSeq lists its product as uncharacterized. Gene Ontology annotation, molecular function: protein binding; RNA binding. The record is from RefSeq and is a predicted model, not a curated record. NCBI's taxonomy places the organism in Eukaryota, Fungi, Ascomycota, Schizosaccharomycetes, Schizosaccharomycetales, Schizosaccharomycetaceae. Gene Ontology annotation, biological process: nuclear-transcribed mRNA catabolic process, nonsense-mediated decay. Gene Ontology annotation, cellular component: cytoplasm; exon-exon junction complex. Bases 1 to 3111 code for a protein of 1036 amino acids. The transcript has 2 exons.